This is a messenger RNA of Trichophyton verrucosum HKI 0517, 696 nucleotides long. RefSeq lists its product as uncharacterized. Gene Ontology annotation, molecular function: oxidoreductase activity. The record is from RefSeq and is a predicted model, not a curated record. The coding region runs from base 1 to 696 and encodes 231 amino acids. NCBI's taxonomy places the organism in Eukaryota, Fungi, Ascomycota, Eurotiomycetes, Onygenales, Arthrodermataceae. The transcript is spliced from 9 exons.
AUGGUUGCAGAGAAGUUUGCUGCCGAGGGCUCAAACGUGGCUAUCAAUUACUAUUCAAGUGAGGCACAAGCAACGGAGCUUGCUGCAAAGAUAGAGGCGGACCACAAGGUUAAAGCCAUCGCCAUUCAAGGAGAUGUGGCCCUCCGGGCGGAUUGUGAGAAUUUAGUUAAGAAAACCAUUGAGCUCCUGGGAGGAAUCGACGUUAUCGUCUCUAACGCUGGAUGGACUAAACUUUCUCGGUUUGGAGACUUGAACGCCCUAACGGAUGAUGAAUGGGACAAGUGCUGGAACACCAACGUGAAAGCAAACCUGCAUCUCUUCCGCGAAGCAGAGCCAACUUUCAACGCUAAUCCAGAAGGAGGGGCAUUUAUUAUCACGUCCUCAGUUGCCGGAGCCACCCCUGGUGGCAGUAGUAUGGCUUACUCUGUUAGUAAGGCCGCAAGUAUCCAUCUAAUGAAGGGCCUGGCUUCGUCCCAGAGUUCGAAAAUCCGUACCAACGCAGUGCUUCCAGGUCUACUGCUCACGGAAUGGGGGCAAAGAUUCCCUCCUGAAGUACAAAAGGGCUAUGCUGAGAAGGCGGCCUUAAAGAGAGUGCCUGAUAUUGAGGAUUGCGCGGAUGUUUUCGUCUCCAUUGCUAAAAACUAUUCCAUGACCGGACAAGAAAUCCAACUUGAUUCUGGGUUCCAUAUCAGAUAA